CGCCGCGCGAUGCUAAAUAUAACCCUCGGCGCGCCUCGGCCGCGACCUUGCGUAGCGCCAGCAGUCGGUGGCCAGUGGUGGCGGUGGCGUAGCACCCAGCCACAGGUGGCCGCUGCCGGGGAGGGGCAGCUUAGUGACCGGGAUCCGGAGUGGGACAACGCACGGCCAUUCGAUGAACUUCCGUCACCGUCGCUGUUUGGCUUCCUGAAGGAAUUCGGACCGUUCGGUAAAUACAAAGAUGGGACACUGUACGACAUCAACUGUCGUAUGCGCGAGCUGUACGGACCCAUCAUGCGGUUUCGGGGCGCAUUCGGUCGGGAGGACAUCGUGAUGUCCUUCGUCCCGGAGGAUUUUGAGAAAGUGUUCCGGACGGAGGGUGCUUGGCCCCGGCGUACCGGAAUGGAUGCGUUCGUGUACUACCGCAAGCAGCAGCGCCCGGAGUGGUUCAAGGGCUACGGAGGUCUGCUGGCGGAGCAGGGUGAAUCGUGGCAUAAUAUGCGCACAAUCGUCAAUCCCAUCAUGCUGCAGCCGAAGAUCAUCAAACUGUACAUCGACAAGGUGGACGAAGUGGCCCGCGAGUUCAUUGGCAUUGUGAGCGAGUUACGCGAUCAAAAGGACGAGCUGCCGGCCAACUUCAACGAGUGGAUUAACCGGUGGGCCCUCGAAACCAUGGGUGUGCUGGUGCUGGACGCACGGCUCGGUGUGCUGAACAGGGAUCAAUCGCCGGAAGUCAGCAAGCUGAUCACCCUCACGAAGGACGCAGUGGAUCUGUUCUUCCAGCUAGACAUUAUGCCCUCGAUGUGGAGGAAGAUCAAAACCCCGGGCUUUUAUCGGCUGAUGCGUACCCUCGAUCAGCUGUACUAUGUGAUUGCCUCCAAAAUCGACGAAGCCGUCGAGCGGAUGGAAAAGAAUCCGAGCGCCAGUUCCGACACGCUCAGCAUCUUGGAGAAACUCCUGAAGGUGGAUCGUAACGCGGCCUUCAUCAUGUCCUUGGACAGUCUGUUCGCCGGGGUAGACACGACUUCAUCCGGAUCGACCGGUGUCCUGUACUGCCUGGCGCACAAUCCCGAGAAGCAGGACAAACUGAGGGCCGAGUUGCGCCAAAUUCUGCCCGACAAAACGUCGCAUCUGACGCCGGAGAACAUGAAGAACAUGCCGUAUCUGAGGGCCUGCAUUAAGGAAGGGCUUCGACUGUACCCUCCGACGUCGGGCAAUGGUCGGUGCGCCGGCAAAGAUCUUGUCCUGCAGGGAUACCAAAUCCCGAAAGGGACGCUGGUAGGGAUGGGUCAGCUGGUCCUGCAGCGCCAGGAAGGACAGUUCACCCGCCCUAGUGAGUUUCUUCCCGAACGUUGGCUGACCGGUCCGACCGCAUCCGGGUGUCCGAGCGCAAAGGAGGCGCACCCGUUCGUGUACAUGCCGUUCGGGUUCGGGGCUAGGACCUGCAUCGGGCGUCGGCUGGCCAUGAUGGAGAUGGAGAUACUGGUGUCCCGCCUCAUCCGUCAGUACCACGUCCGGUGGAACUACGGUGAGCUGAAGUUCAAGGCCAGCAUAGUGAACGUGCCGGCGACGGACCUGAAGUUUGAGCUGAAGGAUAUUAUUAUGCCGGGUGGGGGCCACUCGGGGGGCCAGAUCCACUCGCGUGUUAAAAUGUUGUCUUCCCCCGGUACCGUUAUGUGGCGCCGUUCUGCGGCGUUGGCAUCGCUACGGUGGCGCAGUGUGCAGGCUCAGCCCGCUGCCGUGUCCUCCGAGGAAUCGCUGGCCGAUCACGAAUGGGCCUCGGCCAAGCCGUACGAAAGUCUGCCCGGUCCGAGUCUGUGGCAGAUAUUUCAAGGUUUCAAGAAAGGAGGUCGCUACUCGGAUCUGAGCAUAGUGGAUCUGCACAGCCGCAUGCGGGAUGAUUUCGGACCCAUCCUACGGAUGCCUGGCAUAUUGGGCCGCAACGACAUCGUGUUGUCCUUCAAUCCGGAUGACUACGAGAAGGUGUUCCGCACCGAGGGGCCUUGGCCCGUCCGGCGCGGCCUCGACUCGAUGGCGUACUAUCGGCAGAAGGUGCGCCCGGAAGUGUUUGGCGUGAUGGGCGGUUUGGUGACCGAGCAGGGCGAAAGCUGGCAAAAGAUGCGCACGAUCGUGAACCCGGUGAUGAUGCAGCCCAAAACGAUCAAGCUGUACAUCGAUCAGGUGGACGAGGUGGCGAGAGAGUUCUUGGAGAUUGUGACGAAGCUACGCGACGCAAAACAGGAGUUGCCUUCUGAUUUCGACCAGUGGCUGAACCGAUGGGCGCUGGAGACGAUGGGUGUGCUGGCGCUGGACACGCGGCUCGGUGUGCUGCAGACGGAGCAAACCGAAGAGGCAAAGAAGAUUCUGGCGUUGGUAAGGAACGUCUUCGAUUUAAGCUAUCUGGUGGACGUUCUGCCUUCGCUAUGGAAGUACUACAAAACACCGACCUUCAAGAAGCUAAUGAACACUUUCGAUGAAUUCACAGAUAUCAUCAUGGUCAAGGUGGAACAGGCAGUGAAACGAUUCGAGAAGCACCCGACGUCCGAAGCGAACCAGAGUGUCCUGGAGAAGCUGCUGAAGAUCGACAAGCACGUGGCCAUGAUUAUGGCUUUGGACAUGCUGAUGGCCGGGAUUGACACGACGUCCUCGGGCGCGAUGGGUAUCAUGUACUGUCUGGCGAAGAACCCCGAUAAGCAGGCGAAACUUCGCGAGGAACUUCGCACGGUGCUGCCGACCAAGGAUUCACCGCUGACGGCCGAAAAUAUGCGCAACUUGCCGUACUUGAGGGCGUGCAUCAAGGAGGGGUUGCGUUUGUAUCCACCGGUUGCCGGGAAUUUCCGUGCCACGGGACAGAAAAUUGUCCUGCAGGGCUACCGUAUCCCGAAGGAUACGGACGUAGCGAUGGGAACGUUGGUCUUGCAGCACGAUGAACGAUUCUUCACUCGGGCCAAGGACUACCUGCCGGAGCGGUGGCUCAGCGAACGGGAAGCGGGCAUCCCGAGCGGUAAGGAUACGAACCCGUUCAUCUUCCUGCCGUUCGGUUUCGGUUCGAGAAGCUGCAUCGGGAAGCGGCUGGCCAUGAUGGAGAUGGAGAUCAUCACCGCGCGGCUUAUUCGCAAGUACGAGGCCCGGUGGAACUACGAAGACUUUAAGAUCCGGGCCACGUUGGUGAAUAUCCCGGCAAACCCGCUGCGUUUCGAGCUGAAGGAAGUGGACGCGUAAAUCGAAACUCCCCUGCCGGCCUUAAUUUUAAUUUUACGUCAAGUGACUCUAUCUCAGAUAAAGAAAUAAACAUUUUACACAGCGA
Anopheles bellator is the source of this 3304-nucleotide messenger RNA. RefSeq lists its product as uncharacterized. Bases 10 to 3219 code for a protein of 1069 amino acids. Gene Ontology annotation, molecular function: oxidoreductase activity, acting on paired donors, with incorporation or reduction of molecular oxygen; monooxygenase activity; heme binding. NCBI's taxonomy places the organism in Eukaryota, Metazoa, Arthropoda, Insecta, Diptera, Culicidae. The record is from RefSeq and is a predicted model, not a curated record. The transcript has 16 exons.